UCCCGUCGUGGGGCGCAGAUCUGAACUCACUUGAUUAGUGGUUGUUUUUCAGGUGGGAAAAAUGAGCUUUUUGUAUUUAAUUUGAAGAUUAAACGAGAAAUUUAUUGCUAUAUGCAGAUUUUUGUUUCAUAUGUACUUUUUAGAUCUUUGAUUCCAAUUAUAAAGGUUUACUUUGAACUCUCAGAUGUGAAUUUUUGUAAAGUUUCUCUCUCUCUCUCUCUCACACAUACACAACACAGCUAGAAUUUCUCCUCUUAGUUGCCAUUCCCUUUCUCUUCUAUCAUACCAUUGUGCUUUUAAUUCGGAUUGACCACCUAGAGUAAAGAUACCAUAUUAAUGAGAGAAAUAUCUGUCAACAUUGUCUUGAAAAUGGGAGUCUCAAGCUCUAGAAUAGAAGAUGACAAGGCCCUGCAACUCUGUCGGGAAAGGAAGAAAUUUGUUAAGCAAGCACUUGAUGGGAGAUGUUCACUAGCAGAUACUCAUGUUGCUUACAUUCAUUCACUAAAAAACAUGGGGACUGCACUCAGGAAGUUUGUUGGACCUGAAGCUCCAAUAGAAUCUUCAUUGUAUACUUCCACAAAUGCAACACCUGAACCACUUGUUUUGACUGAGAAAUCGCUUUCCCAAUUUUCAUACUCUUCUCCAUCUAUGUCACAGCAUGUUGAUGCAACUGAAACCUUUUCUCCAACUCCUUCACCUCCCUACUCUGGCCGGUUUCAGGUAAACUACAUGAAAACAGGCAGUUCUUCCACAACAGUUGAAGAGAAGCCUCCUUUUGCAAUAACUGGGACUUUAGAAUCCUCUAUGAGUACUCAUCAAAACCUCACACCUCGAUCUGGAGAAAGACCUGAAACAUCACCAUUUCGAGAAAGUCCCCUUGCCCCUGCAACUCCACCUUGGGAUUAUUUUGGUCCAUUACAUCCAAUUGAUGAUCAGUUUUCCUUUCAAGAUUCUAGGGGGUUGACCCAUGGGCUGGACAAUGCUGAUGAUAUAAGACGGCUUAGAGAAGAGGAGGGAAUUCCUGAACUAGAAGAGGAAGAAGAAAAGGCUGUUUCUAAUGGAAGAGCAGAGUCCCAGGAGUCUGAAGAUGAAUUUGAUGAGCCUUCUACAGUUAACCUUGUUCGAAGUUUUAAAAAUCUUACUCGGGUGUCGGAUUCUCAUUUGACCAACGGAUCCACUACUAUGCCAUCUACCAGAAGUAUAAGCUCAGAAACUGAACUCUUGAAUGGGGAGAAAAGUGUUUCCCCUGAUUUUACUCCAUUAAACACUAAAUCUUCCGUGGUUACUCUUCCCAUGGAUGAAAAGAAAGCAGCAGAGAAAGAAGGCAGUUUUGAAAAUAAACUUGGUACUAAGGAUUUCUUGGCAAGCAUAAAAGAAAUUGAGUUUCUAUUUUCCAAAGCUGCUGAAUCUGGAAAGGAAGUUCCAAGGAUGCUAGAGGCUAAUAAAUUGCAUUUCCGACCAAUAUUUCCAGGAAAAGAAGGGAGUUCAACAGCAUCUUUGUUAUUCAAGGUUUGUUUCUCAUGUGGUAAAGAUCCAACUCAUUUUCCUGAAGAGUUAGAACCUGCUCCAACUGAAGUGAAAUACUUAACUUGGCAUAGAUCGGCAUCAUCUUGUUCCUCAUCAUCCAGGAAUCCCCUCUGCUCAACUUUGAAGGAUGACAUGCAGGACAUAAACAACUACAACAGUUUCUGCAUGAACUCGGGUAGCCAUGCAUCAACCUUAGAUAGGCUAUAUGCAUGGGAGAGAAAACUUUAUGAUGAAGUCAAGGCUAGUGGGAUGAUCAGAAGGGAGUAUGAUGUGAAAUGUAAACUGCUUAGACAGCAAGAGUCAAAGGAAGAAAAUAUUUACAAGAUUGAUAAAACUCGUGCAGUUGUCAAGGAUCUACAUUCCAGAAUUAAAGUUGCUAUUCACCGAAUUGACUCUAUAUCAAAGAGAAUUGAGGAGUUAAGGGACAAAGAGCUCCAGCCACAACUUGAAGAAUUGAUUGCAGGGCUAAAUCGAAUGUGGGAAAUGAUGCUUGAAUGUCACAGUCUUCAAGUCAGUGUCAUCCAUGCAGCAUACAACAGUGGGAGCCCCAUAGUCUCCAUGCAGUCAGAAUCACAUCGGCAAGCUACCAUGCAUCUUGAAUAUGAACUGAGCUCUCUAUCAUCAAGAUUCACUAAAUGGAUCAGUGCGCAGAAAUCUUAUUUGCAGGCCAUAAAUGGAUGGCUCCAUAAAUGCAUAUUACAACAACAAAGAAACCGAAGAAAGAAAAAUAGGUCCGCAGGUCCAUCUUUGAGAGAAGAAGGUCCACCAAUAUAUGUUACAUGUGGUUUCUGGUUGGAUAAACUAGAAGUCCUGCCUACCAAGGAUGUUGUGGAUUCCAUAAAAACCUUAGCAGCAGAUACUAGCCGUUUCUUACCUCAUUUAGAGAAAACCCCAGGAAAUAGUUCAAACAACUCAUUCCCACCAUCCUGGAAAGUUGGUAGUAGUGGUGAAGCAAUGGUUGGAACCACAGGAGAAGCACCACCACAAGACUGGAAUUCAGGUUUUGAUCAUUUUAAAUCAAGCUUGGUGGGUGUUCUGGAGAACCUAAAUCAAUUUGCACAGCGCUCUGUGAUUAUGUAUUCAGAACUUUCUCAAGCCAUCCAAAAUGCUAAGGGUACUGGUCAAAAUUCAGUCAAAUCCCGUUAAUGCUCUUAUUUAUUAGCAGGGAAAGGAAAUAUAAUUGAAAAGAUGGAAACAGGGCAAAGGUAAAGGUUGAUAUAAAUUGCAUUUGCAAUUAAGGAAGGAAUAAUGGGUAUUGUGCUCAACAGUUUUUUAUUGAAGGUUCUUCCUGUGUUUACUACUGCAAAUUGGUAAUAAGUACCCUCAAAGCAUGAGUAUUGCUUUUGUAAAUGUGAGGCGUUGAUGAGAGAGAGCAUGGAGAUGGGUUGUAUGUCAAAGUUCAAUCUGUACAGUUUUCUGAAGACAAGAAUCAGGUAAAAUCUUUCUCAAUCCACCCACAAAAGGUUUCAGUGACGGUAAAUAAUGUUGUUACCAAUGUAUUCAUUCAUAUUAUGAACCUUUCUAUAUUAGCAGGAGAAAUGGAUAUACAUGUAUGCUGUACAACAAUCUGGAAUGCGUAUAAUGUAGAAAACAAAGUAAUGCUAUUGUCACCCA
Messenger RNA from Nelumbo nucifera (sacred lotus), 3141 nucleotides. Its product is annotated as bZIP transcription factor (DUF630 and DUF632). Lineage: Eukaryota; Viridiplantae; Streptophyta; Magnoliopsida; Proteales; Nelumbonaceae. The record is from RefSeq and is a predicted model, not a curated record.